Molecule: messenger RNA, 1530 nt
Organism: Aureobasidium melanogenum CBS 110374
Lineage: Eukaryota; Fungi; Ascomycota; Dothideomycetes; Dothideales; Saccotheciaceae
Product: DUF1479-domain-containing protein
Exons: 4
Coding region: 1-1530 (509 amino acids)
Source: RefSeq, a predicted model, not a curated record
AUGCUGCGAACCAUCCAAACUCUCCGAACACCAUACCAACUGUCCAAGCUGCGGCUGUCAAACCAACUGCGCACUGCUGCAACAACCACUAGCGGCAAAGCCGAGGGUACAAUUGCAGAUUCAUUUGCUUCCUUAUCUGGUCAGCAAUUUGAAGCACUCGAACCACGCUUCGCCGUUGUAAAAGAGAAUCUCAUCCGAGGAAACGAACAAGCCGUCAAAGCAUCUUGGAAUAGGUUACUCUUGACAUUAAAAGAUGAAGUUCAGGAAAUCAAGCGACUGGGCUCGUCGAUUAUCCCGCAGAUUGAUUUCAAAGACAUCGACGCUCCUUCUGAGUACUUCAGUAGCGAAUAUAGGAAGCGUGGUGUUGCAGUCAUCAAAGGUGCAAUUCCCGAGGCCGAGGCUUUGCAGAUGAAGGAGGAUCUUAGGGAGUACAUCAAGGCGAAUCCUCAGACAAAAAGUAAGCAUCGCCCACGACCACAGGUCUUUGAACUCUACUGGAGCAAAUCGCAAAUUCGGGCAAGAGGUCAUCCCAACCUGCUCAAAGCACAACAGUUCCUGCUCAGUUUUUGGCAUUCCAAAGACCCGAACGCAUUGUUUUCGGACACGCCGAUAUCAUACUGCGACAGACUUCGCAUGCGUGAGCCUGGUGAUGCAAAGUUCGCUCUCGGCCCACACAUAGAUGGAGGAAGCUGCGAGAGAUGGGAAGAGACUGGUUACGGCCUAGGCAAAGUCUACCAAGACAUCUGGGAAGGUAAUUGGGAAAAGUACGAUCCUUGGGAAUCUAGCAGCCGCUUGCCUGUCGAGUCAGAUCUGUACCAAGGCGCCGGUGCUUGCAGUGCCUUCAGAGCAGCCCAAGGUUGGCUGAGCAUGUCUCACUGCAGUGCUUUCGAAGGAACUUUGCUUGUCAACCCUUUGCUCCAGCUUGCGACCGCCUAUUUCCUGCUCCGUCCAUUCUUCACUCCCCAAAACGGUCCCUCGACUCAGGUGUCGGUGAAUGGAGCGUUGGAACAAACCAACACCGAUGAUUUCCUCUCUCCGGACAACUGGAAGCUUGAAGACACACCGACUUCGUGGCUGCAGGGAGCCAACCUUGGGCGUGGUCAGGAGCUCAACGCGCUGCUUCAUCCUCAUCUCAAUCUACCCGAGACCAUGGUGCACAUACCAAGAGUACAACCUGGCGACUAUGUUGUCUGGCACUGCGACGGCAUUCAUGCCGUUGACAAGAUCCACUGCGGAAAGAGUGACUCGAGUGUACUCUACAUUCCUGCUUGCCCGCUAACGGAGCGCAAUGCCGAAUACCUGGUCCGCCAGAGAGACUGCUUUUUAAGAGGUACUCCUUCUCCAGAUUUCCCUGGCGGCGUUGGCGAAAGCCAGCACAUCGGUCGCGCAGUGCAAGAAGACAUUUCGGCUAUCUCGGGCGUCAAUGGUCUACGCGCCAUGGGCUUGGAGAGAUUCGAUGAGGACGCUGGUCGCACCCCAGGAGAGAGGGAGGUCAUGGCAAGUGCGAAUCGCAUCCUUGAUUUCAACUAA